CCAAGUUCUGAUUUGCUUGGGAGGUUUUUGCCAAUGUUUCUAAUUUAAGUAAAGGCCCAAACAUUAUAAAUGAUGAAACAAGCAAUUAAAUCAUUCUGACAUAAGCUUGUUUAUCAGCCUACAAAUAAAGCUGGUUCCCACACUUUAUUCUUCUCCUUUUUCUUUUCCCUUAACAUACUUCUUUAUCGUAUAAAAUUAACCGAUCACGUAAAAAGAUAUAUUGUGAUAUUGCGGCUGGGGCUAGUCUUUGCUAUAGGAGGGGUGACCUCCUAUAGCAGGGAACUUGAAUUUUUGGAAACUCAGAGGCUGUGAAUGGCUGUGAUUGCACUUUUCAGACAAGAUGUAAAUAGCCGCAUACAGCAAGACAUCGCUUUCACCGUUGAAGAGCAUGUGCAGCAUUUACUCGCUCUCUCCUCUAUAUUGUUAUUGAAGCCAUCGCGCACCCACAAAGAUUUGCACAAGCACAUUGAUCUCAGCACAUGUGACGCACUUUGCCAGCAUAUCAUUCAAAGUCAUAAAAUGACUAAUCAGUCGUUUCCAUCUGAAAUAAAACUGCAACUCGAAAAAAUCAUGAUACAAUUAGAUGUGGACGGUGACCGAGGUGAAGCAUGCACCCGCCUAGCAGCAUCACGGCAAAUUUCAGCCCUAUUACAAGACGAUGAUGUCCUUAAUCCUGUCAACAGAAUUUUGCUGUCCGUCCAAAACAUGGUGGAGAGGCUGCCACGCAGAAUCACUGAAGACGGGCCCAAGGAAACGGAACUUAUUACCCAAUAUUUGGAAGCGAUUCUCAGUUCUCUUUUUGAAGAUUUAGAUAACAAUAUAGCAUUUCGAUGGACUUCUGUCAGUGAUGACGAAAAACAAGCCAAUGUACAACCUGACGCAUCAAUUAAUAGAAUUUAUGGAGCAACGUUGGGUGACCGAAUUGGUUGCGGAGAAGUGAAAGCGCAGUACCUGGCCCUCAAUCACCGGCUAGUUGGUAUCGAUCUGAUGCGUGUUGCAACUUUGGCCAAAGAUGCUUCUGAUAAACACAAGUUGAAAUCUACUCUUGCUUUCCUUGUAGUUGGCAAAAAUGCUACGUUCUACAUAAUUGAUCGCGCCAAAACAGACCUCUAUGCCAUGUGUGAAAUUGCUCAUAUCCAACUUCCAUACAGUCUUGAUCAAGUACCGAUUUUUAUUCCACUGAUCUUUUUAAUGAUAAAACCCAAAGUUGCCAAUGUAUUGUUUCUCUUUCGUGCUCUUCUCGUUAAUGAUGCGUAAACAUUCACCACCUAACAAUAGCACCGGAGAGCCAUCCUCCGUAACAAAGCGCUUGGACAAGAGAAAGGGUAGAGAAGUGCAAUGAAGAACUAUACGCAUAGUUUUAAUGAAAGUAUUAAAAGCACUGUCAAGAUUCUGGAGAAACAUAAAAUAC
This is a messenger RNA of Mucor mucedo, 1411 nucleotides long. RefSeq lists its product as uncharacterized. The record is from RefSeq and is a predicted model, not a curated record. The transcript is spliced from 9 exons. Bases 313 to 1257 code for a protein of 314 amino acids. NCBI's taxonomy places the organism in Eukaryota, Fungi, Mucoromycota, Mucoromycetes, Mucorales, Mucoraceae.